GUCUGUUUGUGAUUAGCAGCAGCCAGCCUGGUGCAGAGUGGGGUAAACAGAAACUUCCAGGCGUCCCCUCCGCCCCCUCCGAGGCGAGCAGGACUCAGAUGCUCCGUGAUUAAUGGUGCAGGAUUCAGGGCAGACCACAAACACUGCGUGGACCGACGCGGAUCGAGCUGCCUCUUCCCAGCCCCGUGCCAGGAUGGGAGUGGGGGGCGGGCCGUACAGGGCUGGGGGCCCCGCCUGCUGGGGGCCAGCGUGGAAUUCUCCCCGGCAGAGCCUGGCGUGACCCUGACAGCAAUCGACACCGCCAGAGCAGCAGGCGGCUUCCUGGAACCCCAGCCCCGCGGCCGCUGCCCCUGACAGCUCCGAUAAGAGCCCCGGCCGCGCUAUCGGAGCCCGGCAGAGCGUCCACCCUCCAAACCAGGGAAGCUGGGGGUUAGUGCAGCCUCGGGGGCAGUCCCCUGGAGGACGUGGCCAGGCUGGAUGGACUUUCCUGAGCCCCAGCCCCGUCCGUGGAAUUCUGCCGCUGGGAUCUGACGCUGAGACCUUGCAGCAACAGAGACAGCAAGGCUGCUGCAAGGAGGACCGGGGGACUCAGACCUGCUCCAUGGACCCAGCGGGCUUGUCCCUCGUGCCCUGCAGACCGCCGGCUGCUCGAGCCACCUGAGUGUCCCUCCCAGGACUCCCUAGACCUGCCACAACCCAGCAGCCAGCAGGCAAAGGCGGCCGCAGCAGGUGACGGCCAUGUCAGUGAGGGUGCGGUUCCUGAGCCCCGGGGACGCGGGGGCCGUGGGGGCCGUGGGACGCAGCGCCUCCUUCGCGGGCUUCAGCAGCGCACAGAGCCGCAGGAUCGCGAAGUCCAUCAGCAGGAACUCAGUGAGGUCACGAACCCCUGUCAAGCCCCCCAGGACCUACGGCUCGCUGCGCAAGGGGUCGGCCUGCCUGGACCCCCAGCCCCAGCAGGUGAAGAAGAUCUUUGAAGCACUGAAGAGGGGUCUCAAGCAGCACCUGUGCGCGCAGCAGGCCGAGCUGGACCACCUGUGUGGACGCCACGCGGACGCCCGCAGGAACUCCAGGCUGGUGAGCGCCCGCCCUGCCCCGUCCAGCGUGGUCAGUCUGGACAUCGAGACUCAGGGGAGGGACGUUGGUUUCGGGGCCUUCUACUACGACCUGGACAAGCAAACGCGCUGCGUGGAGAGGCACAUCCGGAAGAUGGAGUUCCACAUCAGCAAGGUGGAGGAGCUCUACGAGGGCUACUGUGUCCAGUGCCGCCUGCGCGACGGGGCCACCAACAUGCAGCGCGCCUUCGCCAGGUGCCCGCCCAGCCGCGCUUCCCGCGAGAGCCUGCAGGAGCUGGGCCGCAGCCUGCAUGAGUGCGCCGAGGACAUGUGGCUCAUCGAGGGGGCGCUGGAGGUUCACCUGGGCGAGUUCCACGUCAGGAUGAAAGGCCUGGUGGGCUACGCGCGCCUCUGCCCAGGAGACCACUAUGAGGUGCUCAUCCGCCUGGGCGGCCAGCGCUGGAGGCUGAAGGGCCGGAUUGAGCCGGACGACAGCCAGACGUGGGACCAGGAGGAGAAGGCCUUUGUCCCCACCCUGCACGAGAACUUGGAGAUCAAGGUGACAGAGCUGCGCGGCCUGAGCUCGCUGGUGGUGGGCUCCGUGACCUGCGACAUCGCAGACUUCUUCAGGACGCAGCCGCAGAUGGUGGUGGUGGACAUCACAGAGCUGGGCACCAUCAAGCUGCAGCUGGAGGUGCUGUGGAACCCAUUUGACUCUGAGAGCCUCCUGGUGUCACCCAGCCCCACGGGCAAGUUUUCCCUGGGCAGCAGGAAGGGCUCCUUGUACAACUGGACACCCCCAAGCACCCCCAGCUUCCGGGAGAGGUACUACCUGUCUGUCCUGCAGCAGCCAGCGCAGCCAGCGUCGCUGCUGGGCAGGCCGAGGGCCCCCUCCAUCCUCAGCUACCUGUCCGAGAGUGACCUCCAGGGCCCCAGCCUGCGAAGCCAGAGCCAGGAGCUGCCAGAGAUGGACUCCUUCAGCUCCGAGGAGCCCCGGGACGCCGAAUCAAGCAGGUCGGCCUCUACCUCGGAUGUGGGGCUCCUGCCCUCAGCCGUUGACCCUGCCGCCUCCACUGAAGAGGAGGCCCCAAAGGGCCCCCCACCCUUGGGCCUGCUGCCCGAGAUGGCCCACCUGGCAGGGGCCUCACCUGUGGAGCAGCCUGGCUGGAGGAACCUGGGAGCCGAGAGCCCCAACCCGCCCCAGGGCCCCCUGUCCCACAGCUGCAUGCUCCCGAGCAGCCGGGAGGACCAGGAUGAAGGAGAAGCUGGGGCUGCAGUGGACGGGCCUGCCAUGGCCCCCGAGAGGCCCCUGCAGGAGGUCCUGGAGCUACUGAGGUCCACGGACCCUGCCCAGCCCCAGCUCCGGGAACUCGAGUACCAGGUCCUCGGCUUCAGGGACCGGCUGAAGCCCCGCGGGGCCCGGCAGGAGGACCCCGCGGCCGAGAGCCUGAUGGACUGCAUCCUGGAGAGCUUCGCCUUCCUCCACGCCGACCUCGCUCCCGACCAGCUGUCCCUGUUCGGGGACUCCCAGGGUCUGCGGAAAGACCGGCCCCCGCCGGCCCCACUGAAGGAGUCCUCCAGGGAGCUCACAGCUGGUGCCCGGGAGCUGGACACGCUGCUCACGGUCCACCUGAAAGUCUGCAAAGCCCUGCUGCAGAGACUGGCCUUCCCCAAUCUGCCGAGGAUGGUGCAGGACUGCCUCCUGGAGGAAGCAGCCCAGCAAAAGCAGAUUCUGGAGACGCUUUCUGACCUUGAUUUUGACAAGGUCAGCAACGCGACGUCCAUUGAAGAUGUCAUUCCGCAGGCCUCCCACGGGAAGGGCUGCCUGGCGCUGUGGCACGGGUGCAUGGGGCCCGGCAGCAUCCUGUCCUGCCCCGCCACGACGCUCCUGGGCCAGCUCAAGAGGACCUUCCUGCACAGAGUCCGAGGGAAAUACCCAGGACAGCUGGAAAUAGUGUGCCGCAGGCUCCUGGAGCAGGUGGUCAGCUGCAGAGGGUUGCUCCCCGAGGCUGGGCUCCUGGAGGGACAGACUGUCACCUGGUUCCAGUUUCACAGCUACCUGCAGAGACAGAGCGUUUCUGACCUGGAGAAGCACUUUGCCCAGCUCACCAAGGAAGUCACGCUCACCCAGGAACUGCACUGCGCAGGGCGGCUCAGGACGGUCAGGAAGCUGCGGGGAAAGCGGCUGGGCCUGCUCCAGCCGCUGCCCCAGACCUUGAGAGCCUGGGCGCUGUUGCAGCUGGACGGGCCCCCACGGGUGUGCAAGGCGGCCAGAGCUCGCCUGGCCAGUGCAGCCAAGAACAGGAGCUUCCGGGAAAAGGCUCUGCUCUUCUACACCGACGCCCUGAGCCAGAGUGACGCCAGGCUCCAGCAGGCUGCAUGCAUGGCCCUCCAGCAGCUCAGGGGCAUCGAAAGCAUCGAUCAGAUUGCCAGCCUGUGCCAGUCUGACCUCGAGGCCGUGCGGGCUGCAGCCCGGGAAGCCACACUGUCAUUCGGUGAAAAAGGACGCUUAGCUUUCGAGAAGAUGGACAAACUUCGCUUAGAACAAAGAGACGGCUUUGGCCAGGAAGCAGAAGUUGAAAUCACAGUAUUUUAAAAAGCCUCAGCUGAGGAGCUCACAUCUGGAAUUUGUCCCCCUGCUGCUACGCAGCCCGACACGGUGCCUGAGCUUUGCGGGGGGCAUACUGGGUGCUCCGCACGAAUGUGAGCUGGUCCAAGUGGCUGCUGACUACUGCAAACCCUGGGGCCCAAGUGGCGCUUUUACAGAAGCAAAAGCCGCGGGUGCGCUGUGCGGCCAGGGCUGCGGCCUCAACCGCACACUCCGCUUCUGCCUUUGAGAAUCUGACCCGCCCCAGGAUACAGAGGCAGGUGGCCAUAGACAAAGGUGCCAAGGCCAGGCCAGGCAAGGUUCUGCCUGAAGGACUCCAGGUAGACGCGUGCGUGGAACGUGCAGCUUCCUGCGUGUCCGCUGGCUCGGUGCUCCUGGCUCUGAAAAUCCUGGGGCUGAGGGGCCGGGGGUGGGCCAGCUGGCUGACCAUGCUACCAAAGCCUGUAGUGGCUCAAGUCAUUUCAACAGCAGCUCGCGUCACCUUGGCGAGCAGGGGAGGCGGGAGGCUUGAGGCCAGCACGUCUAUGCCACUCUCAACCCGACGUGUGGAGCCGACAGCGGCGGGCCGGCCACGCCUGGUUUUCACCACGUCCAACAGCACAAAGGAGGGCAGACAAGACCUGGCCAAGGAGCCUGGAGUUCACGAGCUUUGGCCACACAGGCCAAAAUGGAAUCCAACGUUUGAAGCAAGUCAACCUGAGGCCUAUUAAAUAAAUGGCUCCAGAAGCCACAGUUGGUGUGGAAAGACCUCGGCAAGGCGCUGCUUUAAGAGGGAGAACUAGCCCCCUGACUCUGUUAAAAAAACAAACAAAAACCCCGUGUCCGGAGAUGUGUGUCAAUGAUGUGGUGAACUGUGGUGUGACUGUCCUAUCAGCGCGGUACGGACAGCUUUGGAACGUUCUCAUUUAAACUUCCUGGAUAGAUAUUGUGCUUUAUUUUUUAUUUUAUUUAAGUCAGUAUUUAUUUGCUUUGUUCAUGUGCUCCAGUUUUUGAAAUUUCAAUUAAAAAGAAAAACUGUU
Molecule: messenger RNA, 4679 nt
Organism: Marmota monax (woodchuck)
Lineage: Eukaryota; Metazoa; Chordata; Mammalia; Rodentia; Sciuridae
Gene: Ripor3
Product: RIPOR family member 3
Exons: 23
Coding region: 739-3648 (969 amino acids)
Source: RefSeq, a predicted model, not a curated record